This is a messenger RNA of Anneissia japonica, 1509 nucleotides long. Its product is annotated as citrate synthase-lysine N-methyltransferase CSKMT, mitochondrial-like. The transcript has 2 exons. The coding region runs from base 347 to 1111 and encodes 254 amino acids. NCBI's taxonomy places the organism in Eukaryota, Metazoa, Echinodermata, Crinoidea, Comatulida, Comatulidae. The record is from RefSeq and is a predicted model, not a curated record.
UAUUAUUUUUUUUACUGUAAGGCCUCUAUGGUUUUAUUUUAUGUUUUAAACGAAAAGGAAUGGCGAUACUAUUGUUAAUUUUUUUUAAAGAAAUAAAAUUGUCAAACAUAAAUAUUUAAAAGAAUGUGGUAGCUAGUGGGAAUUUCCUAAGUAGAAUUAUGUAUACCUUAUAGUUAUAGUUUGUUAUAAGCUAAACGAAUUUUCCUUCCUGGACCUUGUGCUAAUAAUAGGUCGCCCAUGUUGGUAAUAUACUUUGUAAAAUGUCCUCCAGAGUGUAAGGUUCAGUCACACUGGUGGUCACUCGAAUCUCUCAACUUAACGCCCUCUACAGAAUAAAAAUAGCAAGAUGGCUGCUCCCAUGGUUCGCAAUUGUGCUGCAAAAUUUGUUGGAAAUUUUGGUGUAUAUUACAACAGUUUCCGUCAACUCUCUAAUUUAAAUCACCCACCUGGCCAUUUGUGGAGCACAGAAUUCUGGGACAGCUUUUACGAAAGGAAAUUGAAAUCGAAAGAAACUUCGUUUGAUUGGUUCCUCACGUUCGAGUCAUUGCAGGGUCACAUUUUACCGAUUUUAAAUGGUCCUACCAGUCUACCACCAAUCAGGGUGCUUGAUAUCGGAUGCGGCACAUCGGACUUUGCUUUAAAACUUUACCGGUCUUCCUCGCCACCAGUUCACCAGAUAACCUGUAUUGACAUCUCCGAAGUAGCCAUCAACCAGAUGUCUUCAAUGCAUCGUCAGCUCAAACCACGUGAUACGAAAUCACCAGGUGUUUGCUACAAUACUGGAGACAUUAAGAAUCUUGAUUUUGAUAGCGAUACUUUUGAUAUGAUCUUAGAUAAAGGCACGACUGAUGCAAUCAUUAGGAGCCCUCGAGGGACUGAAAUAUUUGGUGGGAUAUUCAAAGAAUGUACACGACUCUUAAAAGACGAUAGGACAUGGGUGCAAGUUUCUGAUGCCCCACCAGAGGACCGGCUUGAUCUUUUAGAACGAUCAAAGAUGUCCAGCUCAGAAUAUAAAGACCCGUUACUACUUAUCUCCUACAAGGAUUUGGGCGUGCACUUCGGUGUUGAAUAUUUUAUGUAUUUGAUUUAUAAGAGGGGUAAGGUUAUCUGAAGAUAAGAUAUAACAUUUCCGACUGUCCAGAUUCAACAGUAUAUUACGAAAAAGUUAUUAUCUAGUCUUAUGCACCGCCCGCUUAUGGGGGCUUAUCCCCAGUUUCUUUAGUUUGAAGCAGAUGAGAGUUGUACUCCCCCUGGACGGGACACUAGUCCAUCGCAGUUUAGUCCCCAGUAGAUUGCUGGUACCCAUGGAUUGAUGCAGCUGGGUGGACUGAAGCAAUGUAGCUAAAGUGCCUUGCCAAAGGACACAAGCGAAUCUGCACUGCGGAGACUCGAAACCCCGACCUUACGAUUGGCUGAACCUCAACCGCUGCGCCAAACAGCCGCUACUGAUUUGUACAUUACAACCAUUUAUUUGUGUUACUGAAUAAAUACAACAGGGUUAUCUAAUAA